Paramormyrops kingsleyae is the source of this 2608-nucleotide messenger RNA. RefSeq names its product tetraspanin 7 (gene tspan7). The record is from RefSeq and is a predicted model, not a curated record. NCBI's taxonomy places the organism in Eukaryota, Metazoa, Chordata, Actinopteri, Osteoglossiformes, Mormyridae. Gene Ontology annotation, cellular component: plasma membrane.
CUGCGCGAAGCCCAGUGGACGAUCGCAGCAGCGCAAGUCCCGUAAAAAAAAUCCGCACUCCGUUAUACCGUAGUAUGGCAUCCAGGAGAAUGGAGACCAAACCAGUGAUAACCUGCCUUAAAACGCUCCUCAUUGUCUAUUCCUUCGUGUUUUGGAUCACGGGGGCCAUCCUCCUCGCUGUGGGGGUAUGGGGGAAGCUGAUGCUGGGGCCCUACAUCUCCCUCAUCGCCGACAACUCCACCAAUGCCCCCUACGUGCUCAUCGGCACCGGCACCACCAUCAUCGUCUUCGGCCUCUUCGGCUGCUUCGCCACCUGCCGCGGCAGCCCCUGGAUGCUGAAGCUGUAUGCCAUGUUCCUGUCCCUGGUCUUCCUGGCAGAGCUAGUGGCUGGAAUCUCUGGCUUUGUUUUUCGUCAUGAAAUAAAGGGAACCUUCCUGCGGACCUACAGUGACGCUGUGCAGAACUACGACGCCAAGGAUGAGAGGAGCCAGGCCGUGGACCACGUGCAGCGCAGCUUACGGUGCUGUGGAGUGUUGAACUACACCAGUUGGUUCACCAGUGUCUACUACCCCACCAGCGGCAUCCCGUCCAGCUGUUGCGCCGACCAGUCGGAUUGUAGCCCUCAGGACUUGCGUAACGCCACUGCUGCCCCCAGCAAGGUUCAUCAGCAGGGCUGCUACGAGCUGGUGACCUCCUUCAUCGAGACCAACAUGAGCAUCAUCGCCGGGGUGGCGUUCGGCAUCGCCUUCUCACAGCUGAUUGGCAUGCUGCUGGCCUGCUGUCUGUCCCGGUUUAUCACUGCUAAUCAGUAUGAGAUGGUGUAGCAGUGAGAGCACAGGAUGAAGCGACGUCAGACGCCACCUGGAGGCCCCCGAGGGGACGCGCGCCGAAUGCUAGUACACUCCAUCUUCAGCUAACUUUCCUUUUAGCCCCUCCCUGUUCUCCCCCGUGUGCCUCUCAUCUUUGUUAACUUCCUGUGCAUCAUUCCUUAACAUGCGAUUGUGCAAUGAGGACAGGCUUUCCUUUCUGGGCUGAGUUUGCCGAUGCACGCUCAGUGCUCCUUCUGCAUUGGCUGUAAGGGCACGACCCCCCCAUCGCUGACAGGCAUAGAGAAUGGUACAGUCCACACUACAUCUCCGAAGCAUUAAGCAUAUUUAUAAUAACAUUUAAAAAGCGAAUCCAAAAAGUACCAGUCCUUUUCUGUUCAUAAUAUUUUGCUGUCCAAAAUAAAAAUAAUUCUGAUGAUUUAUUGAUAAUUGAAGAUUUAAAAAAUAAAGCUCCAUUUAAAGUUUUUAGUGAUGACUUGUAAUCCUGGAUGGAAAAUGAUAUUUUUUUCUUAUUGACAUUUUCUGCAUCUGCUUCUGCUGCUAUAAGGACCAUGUUUCAUUAUCCAGUUUAAACCUUAAUAUUGCUUAAAUUGAACUGGUGCAGGUUGCUUUCUUUCAGUGUGUUUAUUGCCUCUCUGAUUUGAACUGUCUUUCUUUCAUUGCUCCAGUACUUCAGUGUUCUCUCCCCACUGCCUUCAGAGUGUUUUGUGUGGGUUUUCUUUAUAUAUAUGGCUUAGAUUAGCCUGAAUUGCAUGUUUCACCUCCCAUUACUGAUUGAUCAGAAUUGUAAGUGGGCAAAUAAGAUUUUUUUGCACCUAAAUUUGUGUCUGUAUUACACACAGAUGCAGUAUUUUACACCACACAUUGCACAGUCCAGCUGUACCUGUAGAAGGCCACAUGCCUGUCAGGUGACUGACUGUACGGGCAAUCUUAUGGCUUCAUGGUGAUUGUAGCGAGGAAUGUCCUCUCUUUUCACAUCUGCUGUUCAUGAUUGUUGAGUAACAGAGAGUGACAGUCAGUGUGAUUAUCAAGAUCCUUUAACUACUGGAUGGAUUUGGCAGGAGAGUGGAUUCACCAGAGAUGGCUGUUAUUGCCAUACUGUAAUAGCUAGCCAUGGAACAUGCUAAGCAUUUGCCAAGCUCUGCACAGAAUGAGUAAACUUCCAGAGUACCGCAGUUACAUUUCUAGGCCCUGUAAGACCAGCCUACGGACCUAUGGACAGAAGUGCUCUUGCAAUCUGACACGCAUUCAGUGGAAACCUCGGACAUGAGUGUUAUUUAGCAAAUUCAGCACAUUCAUUUUGGUCAGAGUCAGCAAUAUAUUUUCUUUUCGUUCAAUACCCCCCCCACACACACACACACACUCACGCAGAAAGUCAAGGAACUCAGAACCUGUAAGGCAUUGAGGCACUACUGGGGAGAACACCAAAGUCACUGGCAAAGUAACUACUGUAACAUAACCGUGCUGUGAGUAGCUCAGGCCGGAAGACGACGAGCAGCCCUUUGAGUCUCUGUGUUCGUGUUUAUUGCCUUGUUUUGGAGUUGUGAUGGCAGCCAAAGCUGCUACAUUUGCGUCGUUGGAUCAAUAUUAGAAUUCAGCCUGGAAAAUACACUGUAGGUGAUAAUCCACGUAAUCUGCAGUGGGACAAAACAAAUUGGGACUUUGUAUGAAAAAUGACUUUUUAACAAUCAGCACCAGCUAGCAUGCCAAUAAAGUCUGUUGAUAUUGUAAACUAUUGUGAUCUCUGUAAUAAUAAAUGGUUAUUAGAAGUUUCCCCAUUG